AGGCGAGGGGAGCGGGCGGCGCGACCGGAGCGGCCGGGAACGGUCGGGAACGGUCGGGAAUGGCCGGGAACGGACCCGCCGGCUGCGCGACGGCCGAACCAGGCAGCCCCUCGGUCCCCACCGCCUCCCCGCACAGGAAAAUCCACCCUACUUCCUGUAGUGAGGCUCAGUGACUCAAGGACCGGAGAAUGUUCUUUCAAUGCCAAGGGAUCAAUUCCAUCUUCAUGUGUAAGCUUUGUAACUUAUUUUCACCAAAUCAGUCCGAACUGUUGUCUCAUGUCUCCGAAAAGCACACAGAAGAAGGAACCAGUGUGGAUGACAUUAUUAUUCCUCUCCAGCCUCUAACAGUGCCCACAAACACAAGCAAAGAUGGAGAAGAGCUUCUUGUAGCGAAGAGGAAAAGGGGCAGACCUAAAGGGUCUACUAAGAAAUUUUGUGUGGAUGAAGAUGCAGCAGAAAACAACCCCAUUCCAAGUGAAGAAACUCCCCCUGGAACAGAAGAGACCCCAGAACUGUCUGAAGUCUCACCAGGCAGCUUGGAAUGUAGGAAAUGCAAUCGGAAGUUCUCCAACACACGUCAGCUGACUAAACAUAUCUGCAUUAUUGUCUUAAAUGAAGGAGAGGAAGAAGGAGAUGGAGGUAAUGAUUCUGACGUUGACCUUGACAGGAAGGAAGAUGAGCGAGAAAAAACUCCAAAGAGGCCCAGAGUUCAGAAAACAGAGAAAAUCCCAUCGACUAAGGAGACUGAACAGGUUCCAGGAGCUAAAAAUCCUAUUAUAAGUGUGGUUUUGACAGCCCAUGAAGCUAUUCCAGGAGCCACAAAAAUUGUUCCUGUUGAGGCUGCUCCCCAGGAAAGUGAACCCACAACUCCAGAGACGACAGUUCAAGAGCCAUCACAACGAAAAGGAUACCAAGAAUAUGCCAUUCAGCAAACCCCAUAUGAACAGGCAAUGAAAUCAAGCAGGUUGGGCCCAACUCAACUGAAGAUUUUUACAUGUGAAUACUGUAACAAGGUGUUCAAAUUUAAACACUCCCUCCAAGCGCAUUUGAGGAUUCAUACAAAUGAGAAGCCUUACAAGUGUCCUUCCUGCAGUUAUGCCAGUGCAAUCAAAGCCAACCUGAAUGUUCACAUGAGGAAACACACUGGAGAGAAGUUCAGCUGUGAUUAUUGUACGUUCACUUGCCUCAGCAAAGGCCACCUGAAGGUCCACAUCGAAAGGGUUCAUAAGAAAAUCAAGCAGCAUUGUCGCUUCUGCAAGAAGAAAUACUCAGAUGUGAAAAACUUGAUCAAGCACAUCAAGGAAACUCAUGACCUUCAAGACAAAAAGGUGAAAGAUGUUUUUGAUGAGCUUCGCUUGAUGACACGAGAGGGCAAAAGACAACUUCUCUAUGACUGCCACAUUUGUGAGCGCAAGUUCAAAAAUGAGCUUGAUCGAGACCGUCACAUGCUUGUUCAUGGGGAUGAAAGGCCCUUUGCUUGUGAGCUCUGUGGUCAUGGAGCCACUAAAUACCAAGCCCUCGAGCUGCACGUUCGGAAGCACCCCUUUGUGUACGUGUGCUCUGUGUGCCUGAAGAAGUUUGUCAGUUCUGUGAGACUCCGUGCUCACAUCAAAGACGUUCACGCAGAUCUGCAGGAGGAUUCUGUUUUUAACAGCUCUAUCAACCAAAGCUUCUGCCUGCUCGAGCCAGGAGGGGACAUCCAGCCAGAAGCCCUUGGUGAACAGCAAACACAGACUGCAGGUGAAUCGACUGUCACAGGUACUGAUGCUGUUAACACACCACAGCCACCUGCUGGUGAGGGUGAAUCAACAGCUGCAGAUGUCAACCGUAAUGGCCAACAUAACGGGGAUGUAAAAAUCGAUACAGUCCUUUCCUUAGAAUUUGAAAACCCUCUGGUGAAGAAUGUGGCAGAGACACUGUGUCAGACAACAGAGAUAGCAGUCCCAAACAUUCAACCCUGUGUAGCAUCAGAUUGCUUUCUGCUGAAAAAUGGUACUGCUGGUCCUGAGGAGUUAAAGGUUUCUCCUCCAAAUGAAGAGGAAGUUAAUCACUGCAGUUCUGUAAAUCAACAGGGUGAAGAAAUUCACCUUUUACUGUCUGAAGACAAAAGUUUAAAUCUGAGUCAGAACAAUGUAGUGGCUGAGAACAUUCCAGUCUCUGAAGAGAGAACCCAGUCUGUUCCUUCUAGUGAAUCAGAAACAAGCAACCCUCCAGUUCAGAACUCGGCAGAAUCCACAGACCCUUUGGCAGCACCAGAAGCCGGAACAGGCACCAGCCCACAGGCAGCCUCUUCCAACACGGCUGCACCCAACGGCGGGACUGGAUCUGUUGCCUUCAUGCAGAUCUUGGAUAGCUUGCAGAAGAGACAGAUGAACACAGAGUUGUGUGAGAGGAUAAGGAAGGUUUAUGGAGACUUAGAAUGUGAAUAUUGCGGCAAGUUGUUUUGGUACCAGGUACAUUAUGACAUGCAUGUUCGUACGCAUACCCGAGAACAUUUAUAUUACUGCUCCCAGUGCAAUUACUCCUCCAUCACCAAAAACUGCCUGAAGCGUCACGUCAUCCAGAAACACAGCAAUAUUCUGCUGAAAUGUCCCACAGAACAUUGUGACUACUCUACCCCAGAUAAAUACAAGCUCCAGGCACACCUUAAAGUUCACACAGAUCUGGAUAAAAAGAGUUAUUCCUGUCCUGUGUGUGAGAAGUCAUUUUCUGAAGAUCGACUUAUAAAAUCUCACAUCAAGACAAAUCACCCUGAGGUUUCAAUGAAUACUAUUUCUGAGAUUCUUGGCAGAAGAGUUCAGCUGAAAGGACUUAUUGGAAAACGAGCUGUGAAAUGUCCCUACUGUGAUUUUUAUUUUAUGAAGAAUGGAUCAGACCUUCAACGUCAUAUUUGGGCUCAUGAAGGUGUCAAACCCUUCAAAUGCUCCCUCUGUGAGUAUGCCACGCGCAGCAAGAGUAACUUGAAAGCCCACAUGAAUCGUCACAGCACUGAGAAAACACACCUCUGUGAUAUGUGUGGGAAAAAGUUCAAAUCCAAAGGCACUUUGAAGAGCCAUAAACUCCUUCAUACCGCUGAUGGAAAGCAGUUUAAAUGUACAGUGUGUGACUAUACAGCUGCCCAAAAACCACAGCUCCUACGUCAUAUGGAACAACAUGUCUCUUUCAAGCCCUUCCGAUGUGCACAUUGCCACUAUUCCUGCAAUAUAUCUGGUUCCCUGAAGAGGCAUUACAACAGGAAGCAUCCUAAUGAAGAGUAUGUAAAUGUAGGGUCUGGGGAGCCUGCAGCUGAAGCCCUUAUCCAACAAGGUGGCAUUAAGUGUCCUGUUUGCAGCUUUGUGUACGGUACAAAAUGGGAGUUCAACAGGCAUCUUAAAAACAAGCAUGGAAUGAAGCUGGUGGAAAAUGAUGGGGAGACCAAGUGGGAGUUAACUGCUGAAGUUUCUGAAGAAGCAUCCACUCAGUAUGUCCAUAUCACAGAGGCUGGAGAAGAUGUUCAAGGCACUCAAGCUGCUGUCGCUGCAUUACAGAACCUUAGAUAUACUUCUGAGAAUGGUGAAAGACUUGAUCCAACGGCUGUAAACAUCCUGCAGCAAAUCAUUGAGUUGGGUUCAGAGUCCCACGAUGCCACAGCAGUUGCUUCUGUAGUUACGAUGGCCCCUGGCACGGUGACAGUGGUAAAGCAGGUAAAAGAAGAGGAGCAAUCAGCCAAUCACACCUUGAUGAUUCAAGAGACACUGCAGCAGGCGUCAGUGGAGCUGUCUGAGCAGCAUCACCUGGUGGUCUCAUCAGAUGAAGUGGAGGGGAUUGAGACAGUGACUGUCUAUACACAAGGUGGAGAGGCUUCUGAAUUCAUUGUUUAUGUUCAGGAAGCUGUACAGCCUGUGGAGGAACAAACUGUGGAACAAUCAGUGCAGGAACUCUAGAGAAUACUGUUCAAAGGAGACGGCUACUUGAUUUGUAAAAAAGUUUUGGGUUUUUUGUUGGUUUUUUUGUUGUUUUUUUCCCAAACAAAAGCAAUCAAGCUGAUGGAUUUUCAUUUAGUUUGUGAAGUGAUCUAACUGGUUGGAUUGUAUGAGUAACUUAGACAUUAUGAGCAAAACCACCUCAGCCUUUUUUUUUUUCUAAAAAAUGGUCAUAUUUUGAGGAAAAAGUAUUCUCCCCCUUCUUAGAAGAUCUCUCACUUGAUUCCUGUCAAUCCUCACAAAUAUCGUUUGUUCAAAGCUGUGGUAUCCCAUGAUAAUAAAAAUCCAUAAAGGUAGCUAGAAUGUCUAGAAAAGCCCAUACAUCCCAUUUUGUACACACUUCAUAUGUGGUUGACUUGACUGGAAGCAAAAUUGUUUUUUCUUUGAAUUAAAAGAGCCUCUUAUUUCUGAGUACAUGCUUAGGAAGUGUCUGCAAAGUUGUGGUUCUAACUCAAACAAAGGUUCAAGACUUUAAUUAGAAAUGUACCACGGGUGGACUGUAGUUUGUACUUGUGAGGUGAUCCUUUGAGUUUGGGAGGUAUUUAAAGCCAUAUGUGAUAAUUCUGGGUACCAGUAGGAUGACUGUUAUUUAGAUAUUUGAAUAAUGGUAACUCUUUACCAUGAGAUGAAACCAAAUCUGUCAAAUUAAGGAAAUAUUCUUUUGUUUUUAAGAAAAAAAAUAUAUUCAAAAGAUUUGUAAAUGCUAUAAGACAUGUAUGUUCAUAUGUUUUAAACAGACAUGCUUGUAAAUACGAUUGUGUGAAAAAACUUGUACAAAAAGCUAAAGUAAAUAUUGACAAGAAUCUAGAUAUUCUUAAUUAUGCAUGUAUAUAGUUCCAGAUUUUUCUUCAUGAAUCUUGAAUUGUUUCUGGCUUAAUAUUUUUAAAUUUGAACUAUAAAAGUUAUUAAUAACAAAAUUGUCAUGUUUUCUUCUA
Molecule: messenger RNA, 4897 nt
Organism: Myiozetetes cayanensis
Lineage: Eukaryota; Metazoa; Chordata; Aves; Passeriformes; Tyrannidae
Gene: ZFAT
Product: zinc finger and AT-hook domain containing
Exons: 17
Coding region: 189-3923 (1244 amino acids)
Biological process (GO): regulation of DNA-templated transcription
Molecular function (GO): RNA polymerase II cis-regulatory region sequence-specific DNA binding; DNA-binding transcription factor activity, RNA polymerase II-specific
Source: RefSeq, a predicted model, not a curated record